Messenger RNA from Myiozetetes cayanensis, 7382 nucleotides. RefSeq names its product tweety family member 3 (gene TTYH3). Gene Ontology annotation, cellular component: plasma membrane. NCBI's taxonomy places the organism in Eukaryota, Metazoa, Chordata, Aves, Passeriformes, Tyrannidae. The record is from RefSeq and is a predicted model, not a curated record. The coding region runs from base 90 to 1673 and encodes 527 amino acids. Gene Ontology annotation, molecular function: intracellularly calcium-gated chloride channel activity; volume-sensitive chloride channel activity. The transcript is spliced from 15 exons.
GCCGCGGGGGCGGUCGGGCCAUGCGGGGCCGGCGGUGAGGCGGCAGGCGCUCCAUGGCCCGCGGGUCGGCGUGAGGCGCGGCGCGGGCCAUGGCGGGCGUGAGCUACUCGCCGCCCUGGUGGGUGAGCCUCCUGCACCGCCUGCCGCACCUCAGCCUGCGCUGGGAGCUCACCGCCGCCGACUUCCGACCGCACGACGCCGAGUACCAGCAGGCCCUGUUGCUGUUGGGUGGUGUUGCUCUCUCCUGCCUGGCUCUGGACCUGCUCUUCCUCCUGUUCUACUCCUUCUGGCUGUGCUGCCGCCAUCGGAAGAGCGAGGAGCAUCUGAACGCUGACUGCUGCUGCACGGCCUGGUGCGUCAUCAUCGCAACCCUCGUGUGCAGUGCCGGGAUUGCUGUGGGAUUCUAUGGGAAUGGGGAGACCAGUGACGGCAUCCACCGGCUGACGUACUCGCUGCGCCAUGCGAACCGCACCGUGGCCGGUGUCCAGGACCGGGUGCUGGAUACUGCAGUGGCCCUGAACCAAACAGUGGAACCCAACUUACUGGUGCUAGAGGAGAUGUUCACGAAGCAGACAGACUACCUGCAUGUUGUCCAGAAAGUGCAAAGUCUCUUGGAUGAUCUGGUCAGGCAAACAACUGAGAUCCCCUUUUGGAAGAAUGAAGAGGUGUCUCUGGAGGAGCUGGCGAUUCAGAUUGACCUCUAUGACUGGUACAGGUGGCUGGGAUACCUGGGCCUGCUCCUGUUUCAUGUCCUGAUAUGUUUGCUGGUGCUCUUUGGGCUCAUUAGAAACUCCAGGGCCAUUCUUAUGGGGGUGUGCUUGCUUGGGGUGUUUGCCCUGAUUGUCAGCUGGGGAUCCCUGGGCCUGGAGCUGGCUGUCGCUGUGGGCUCCAGUGACUUCUGUAUCAACCCUGAUGCUUAUAUCUCCAAAGUGGUUGAAGAGAAUGCAGUGCUCAGUCCUGAUAUUCUGCGCUAUUACAUGACCUGUAGUGCUGGAUACCCCAACCCUUUCCAGCAGAAGCUGUCAGGAAGUCACAAGGCUCUGGUAGAAAUGCAGGAUGAUGUUAUGGAACUCCUGAGGUCAGCGACCAGAGAGUACCCCAACUCCAAGGAGUAUCUUACUCGGAUCCAGGAGGUUUUGAAUUCAACAGAGAUCAACUUGCAGCAGCUGACAGCUCUAGUGGACUGUCGGAGUCUGCAUUUGGAUUAUGUCCAGGCUUUGACGGGCUUCUGCUAUGAUGGAGUGGAAGGCCUCAUCUACCUGGUUCUCUUCUCCUUUGUCACAGCCCUCAUGUUCAGUUCCAUUGUCUGCAGCGUCCCACACACUUGGCAGAAUAAGAGAGGCUCAGAUGAUGAUGGGGAAGAAGAAUCAGCUGCUCAAGGGAGUAGACAGACACACGAUAAUCUGUACAGAGUGCACAUGCCCAGCCUCUAUAGCUGUGGGAGUAGUUAUGGCAGUGAGACCAGCAUUCCAGCAGCAGCACACACAGUCAGCAAUGCUCCCGUCACGGAGUACAUGAGCCAGAAUGCAAAUUUCCAGAACCCCCGUUGCGAGAAUACCCCGCUCAUUGGCCGGGAGUCCCCACCUCCCUCAUUGUAUUUGGCUGCCAUGGACAGUAGCAGCCAUAUGAGCUGGCAGCUUAAGCCCUCGGACAGUGCACGGACAUACUGGUAACAGCGCCCGCAAAUGGAACAGUACACCUCCAGCAUGAGAGCCAAAUACCUCGCCACCAACCAACCUCGUCCAGAUGCUGGCAGUGUGCAUUAAAAUGAAAAAGCAAAAAAACAAAACAGAACAAAACCCACACGUGCAGUCAGACUAAACAAUGUGCCAACUGCUGUGCCCCUGUGCUGUCCUCGUAGAACAAUCCUGCUGUUCUGCCCAAAAUCCAGUGCAGCUCCUUCUGUUUCUCCAGUCCAGACCACCCCUCCAACCUGGUACCUGCCCACUGGAGUUGGAAGCUCCUUUUGAAAUUAAACCUUCACCUUGUUGUACCUGAUGUGAAAGAGGAAAUAUGUGCAGGCAAGCAACUGAGAGCACCUGGGCAGGAAACUGGGUCCACCAGCCCGUGGGCCAGCUGACUAGAGCAGCCUGUCAGAAAAAGUUGGUGAAUACCUUCUGCCCCCUUUUUCCCCCCCUUCUGUUCCCAGAGGGACUUGGUGAAAGAUGGUGGUAGAUCUCCUUCACUUCUGCAGUGGGAUCAGCAGUCUGUCAAACCCUGAAGAAGCAGAGGCUCGGUGCCUGGGACCAGUGUACAACAAGGGAAUGCUGAGUCAGUGGGACCCAGCAUCCCACAGCAUCUCAGUGGGAGUCCUGGUCCACUGCCCUGUGGGAGGGAGGAGGGAAACUCCUGCCUCAUGGUGUCACUGCAUAUCCACUGGAAUUUGCUCUUCCAGAGCAAACCAUUUCACUACCCUGGUUAACUCUUCUUUUUUUAAGUCCAUUAAGAAAAUGCCUUUGUCUUUGCCACUAUAUCUAUCAUGUGAAUUCUUGAGGAGGAGCAGGGGGCCCAGCACCAGUCAGCUACCCUGUCCAUUGCUCUGAACCUGACCUCUCUGCUCCAUCAGGGAAGCUCAGGUACUUGCAGAUGGCAUUCUGGGUGCUGCCUUUACGAGGCUGACACGCAGAUCAAACAGGAGCCAGCCACUCGGUGCCAAAUUUUUCCAGGCAGAGACUCAUAAGACUUUAUGGGGGACAUUUCUGCACUAAAGAGUUUCGACUCUCUGAUGGUAAAUCUUACAGGACAGUCAGCUUGGAAAAGCAAGAGGAACUGGAAGCACCAACGGAUUCAUAGCAAAUGGAAGCUUUCCCCGCAGGAGUGACCUGUGAACUCUGCUGGACUUUUCCUUUUUUAUAAAUCAUAAUUUACAGCACAGGGUUGCUGAACUGGCAUUGAAGGAGGUUUUUGGAGCCUCAGUCCUAACAAACUCACAAGAUCAUCGGUGUAUCUUCUGUGUUUUAGAUCAGAAACCCAGUUGACGUCUGGAGAACAUUGUGACUGUCAGAACAGGUUUAUAUUUUAUUCUGGUUUAUUUUGUUUAGUUUUUCAAGGCACAUUGCUAACCACUAUCUGACCAUACUAAUGCACAUGUAAGGCAUUUUCUAGACACGAGGCAGAACAAGGCUUGCAAAGGGGCAGCUGGGUGCCUGCAGAGGGCAACAUCCUUCAUUGGUGCUGUACUUCCCACUGAAGAGCAGUGCUCCAAAGGGCACUGACAGCUUCCUGCUGGAAGAGGAGACUGCCUCUUGGGAGGUACUGUCGAGUACUGCCCUUUCAGUAGGGUAACUAUGAUGUUCUUUUUUGUCUUUUUACCUCUUAGUAGGGGCAUCUUAGCGUAGCUGCUGGGCAUUAUAUUAAAUAACUGGCAGAGAAAAUAAAAUGGGAAACAUCUCUCAAACUGGAGUUGAGCCAUUGGCAGAGGCAGUUAGUUUUCACCUCAGUGAUGUUCAGACUGGCUGUCUGUUUACCCCAUGUUUGCUGUUUGGGGCACAGAAUCUACCAAUCUGCCUUUACUCAAGUCAGUUGCCUUCUUGCAGUGAGGUAGGAAUUGCUCCUAGCAGGCAGCUAACUAGGCUGAUGGUAUCUGCUGUGAAAUGGUACCAGCUCUGUGGCAGAGCAAGCUCUGAGACUCUUCUUAAGAUAGAAACCACUAAUUAACUGCAAAAGCUGUAGGCCAGCUGUUACCAUGCAAAGGAGUGAGGGAGACAGGGAGGAGGCACCACCAUGCAGACAGGAAGAGAAGGUUUUUGGAGAAAACUUCACACUUCACCAUAAAUCUCUGGAAGCAGGAUUUUCUUGCUCAGGACCGAGUAUGCCCUUUCAGACACACUGGAUGGGCUUCACACUGAAACAUACCUCUGUUUUAUCAAAUAACAAGGGCAGGGAAAUGUGUAGUCACAGGUGGUAUGGAGGGGCACUGUGGCUCAUGAGCACCAGGUUUUCCACCCUGUCUUAGAGCCUACCAGGAGACCCGGGUGUGCGUGUGUGGUUUGGUGAGCUUGCAGCCCCAACCACCCAACUGCUAUCUGAAGGGAACCCAACCUUUCCCUCACUUUGAAAAAAAGAAGUAAGAGCCAUAUAAUCCUUAUUAAAAGUGAGUUGUUCUGCCAUCAUCCUCCUUGCAAGGAUGUGCUCCGAUCGCUGCUCACACUGUCAGUUUUAGGGGAGCUGCCUCGCAAUCUGUGGCCUGGUCCUACUCAUUUGAGGGCAAGUGUUUUGAAGGCUGGAGGGUGUGGGGAACCCUGUGAAAACAAGUGCUUCUGUAUACUGACUUCUCUGUGUACAGAAUGCACCCUGAACAUGUGUGUGGCUGCACUUGGGGUUGGGUCUGACUUGUCACAGUGGCACUGGCUGUGCCAGGCGAUAACGGGGAGCGAGCCAAUGCCUUUUGGAUCGCAGAACAGAGCAGCCACCUUGACCUGCUUCCUUCCAAGGUUUGGCACAACACCCAGAACAACUUCUGACAGUGUUUGGGGCUUGCAGCAAGGCACAGCUGUGGAGACAUGUGCUCUGUGACUUCAACAUGUAACUGGAAAGAACGUUGCGGAGAUGAGGUUUUCUCUCUGGAGGCCAGCACGAUGGGACUGCGGUGUGAGCUGUGUACCUGUGUCCAGCCAGCACUUCCUUUACUUGACAUGGAUAUUGCACUUUUGUAAAGCAUCCUGGAACUCUGCUGCCCCGCUGCAUGCUGUGCAGAGCGCUGGAUAGGAAACACAGACAAAUGCGUUUCUUUUGGUUUAUUAUUAUUGUUAUUACUACUACUUUUUCUUUUUUUUUUUUUUUUUUCCCCUUUUUUCAUUUUACUGGAACCUUGAGCAACAGCGUGGCAUUUCUGCAGGCUGGUCUGAACGGAUCUGCUGAAGAACAGAUGGCCUUUGCCUAUUCUUAUGGCUGCGACAUAAUCAGUCUCAUCCAUAUGGUCACAUUCUGUCUGAGGAGUGGACUUUGAAAAGCCAAGAUCUCCCAGACUCUGUGCCUCCCUCUCGGGUGAACAGCAGGUGCUAUCUGGCGAAGACUCAUCUGUUCUGGAUGGCAUUCAUGGUUGAGGGAGUCCAGACUCUUCAAGCUGCAGGAGGUAAAGCUGUGGAGACUUCUCUCUCUUUCCAUCGUGUCUCUCUGUUGUUAAUGUGACAAAAUGCCAAGGCCAUAUCACUUGGUGUGUCCCAGCUGACCUUACUGGACAUUUCUCAUGGGACUGGUUGCGAGCAAAAGGGUCCAGAAGUCAGGGGAGCUGAGAUUGGCCUCUGGACACCUCUCUGACUGCAGAACGGAAGGUGGAGGGUGACUGCAUCGGUGAAGACACUUCAUGUUACUUUUUCAGAAGCACAAAUGUGGUCAUUGGCUUGUCUGGUUGGCUUGGUUUAUUUCCACUGCAUCAUCAUGUGUGAAUGACACUUUCUUUUGGAACUGAGAACUCUUCCAAGCACACAAACAUCUCCACAAUGUGAAAUGUAAAUAGCAUGUUGGACUCUUGUGUCCAGUGUUCAAGACUGCAUUGUAAUUGUAAAGGAAAUCAAAUCAAGACUUGGCUGUGAAUUUCUUGUGCUGUCUUGGGAAUUAUAACUGUAGUGUUUGUAUCCUGUAUGUAUUAUUAAAUUGAGUUCAUUUUGUGUGCUGAUAAAAGGGUUCAAGCUAAGAUUUUUAGCGUGCAUCCGUGUAUCCAAAUGUGAAGGAUGGAGUGCUCCCUUCCCCUCCUGUCCUUUUAAUUUUCUCCAUUUGAUAGGUGUUGAUUUUCCGUGUACAGUCAUCUCAGCCAAGAUGCAAGGGAUGUUCAUUUGAGUGCUUUGAGGGGGACACAGUGCGUGGGGUUUCAAGUGAUCCUAACUUAGGAUUUCCAUAGCAGUUCCCUGAAACUACGUGAAAAGUUUGGCCUUUCUGAGAGUUGAACCCUUCCUCAGGGAGCUCUGGAGAGCUUUUGGUGCUGCAGGGUGGCAGCAGGCAGGAGUGGGUGGGUGCCCGUCAGAGCAAGGUCCAGGUACCUGCGUGAAUAAACCCAGGCUUUGCUUCUGGUGCCACCUUCUCUUCCUUCCAGCAGCAGCUGAAAUGCCAUGCUGAACCCUUUGAAGAAGAGAGAGGUGUCUUGGCUUGUUGAUGCUCACCACCCCACCUGAUUCAGGAGGAGAUGAGGCGGAUGGGUUUUCCUUUAGCUCAGAAGAGGAGCUGUCUUUGAAGUACUUCCUACCUGGGGACCGAGGAGAAGCCAGGGUCUUCCCCAGCUCAACAAGUCUGUUGGUGUAACAGUGAACAUCUCUGGGUGGGAGGGGAAAAGCCCUCCAGGGAGAUACCAAGGAGUAGAGCUAAUGCCUUGAGAAAGAGGCCUGACAAGACUCAAUCUGUACCUCCUUUCAUCAGCCUACUCCCGUUUUCCAGAAAUUAUUUGUGUGCAUGCUAAGGGUGGCUUCCCUAGUCAUUCCAGGAGGACGAACAGAAGCGUGGGAUGCUUUGGUAGCAGUUCCUAGAUGGCUGACAAGUGAUUUGUGCUUUCAGGGGGGUGUGGGAUCUCCUGCCAAGCCGUGAUGGUGAGCGUGUUGCCCAGCUGGGAGAGAAGGGAUGGGUUAGUGGUGGCCUGGAGCUCCCGGGUGCUCACCCAGCCCCUGUGGCUGCAUGAACAAAGUGGAACAUAAAUUGACAUACAACCAGAAAGUUCAAAAUACUCCUUUCCUAACGAGGAUAACUGUAGCAUGAAGCUCUUAGGUGCUCUGCAUAUUUGAUACCACAUUGCUCCUCACUAUGCAAUUCCCAACUCCUUCCUUCCCGUUCCUCCUCUAAUCUCACCCCAAGACUGCUCCAGUGGCCUCUGCCCAGGAGGCUGCUGAAUUCCCAGGAAAGCUUCAUUCCUUUCGUUGUGCUCUGCUUUGGGUCCAGCUGCCCAGCCGUCACGUCGUGUGCCUCAGGUCCCUUGGUAACGGGAGGCUCCAUGACCUUUAUUCACAUCAUUCAGAGGGAAGUUUAUUUUCUUGGACACUGUGCACAGAAACCUAAUGGUGAACAUGUACCUGGCCUUUUUGUAACUUCUCUGGUUUUUUUUUUCUUUCUUUUUUUUUUUUCUCUUCUUAACCAUAAUGGUUGUAUAUCAUACCACUUUAUAUACAUAUAUAAUAUAUAAAUAUAUAUAAUUUUUUUUUUUAAAACUUUGGACCUGCUAGUUUCUUUCAAGUGUUCCUGCACUUACCCAAAAUGUUUUUAAAUUGUGAGGAUUAAAGAGGAUUGAGCCCAUUUUUGUAUCUUUACUUUUAAUUCUGUAGUUCUAUUGAUUGUAACGUAGCUAUUUUUUACUGUAACUUUUUGGUUUGCAAAUACUAAACAAAAAAACCUAAAUGUAAUUUCUGUGGUUUCUAUUCAGCUUGGGUUUCAUGUUUUAAAAAUAAACGAUUUAAAACCAC